AUGCCUCCUCGUAGAGCUUACGUAAGGAAUGUGAAUGCCAGGAAUGAUAACGUAGCUCCUCCAGUCCCAGAACAGAAAGUUUCAAAUGCAGAGUUUCAAAAUGCGAUUCAACUUUUCGCUCAGAGUGUGAUUAACCAGAACAAUCAGCAGGUUCCAAUUCCUGCAAAUGCUAUUGGUGGAUCAGUGGCGUCUAGGGUCCGUGAUUUUGUUAGGAUGAAUCCACCUGAGUUUCUAGGGGUAGAGUUGGCGUCCUACCAGCUCAAGGAUGUAGCUCACAUAUGGUUCACGCAGCGGAAAGAAAACAGGGGUGAGAAUGCAGCUUCUGUGACUUGGGAGUGUUUUACAGGAGCUUUUUUGGACAGGUUCUUUCCAAGAGAGUUGAGAGAGGCAAAGGCUCAGGAAUUUAUGAAUUUGAGGCAAGUACCUUCAUCAGCUAGUGCUCCAUCUUCCAAGUUUCGACAGGAUCAGAAAGGUAGGGCAUCAGGAUCUAAGUCUCAGGGAAGUGUUUCAGUUACCAGAACCUACUCAACUUGUCCAAAGUGUGGAAAGAACCAUUCGAGCGAGUGUCUUGUAGGAAAGGAAGGAUGUUUUGGGUGUGGUCAAACUAGUCACAGGUUAAGAGAUUAUUGCCCUUCUUCUAAACAAGGACAAGGAGGUGACACUAGUAGGGCUCAGUCUACAGCUCCAGCAGCACUAGCAAGUCUCCCAACUCAGUAG
This is a messenger RNA of Solanum verrucosum, 717 nucleotides long. RefSeq lists its product as uncharacterized. The transcript is spliced from 3 exons. The record is from RefSeq and is a predicted model, not a curated record. The coding region runs from base 1 to 717 and encodes 238 amino acids. Lineage: Eukaryota; Viridiplantae; Streptophyta; Magnoliopsida; Solanales; Solanaceae.